AUGUCUUCUUCUGAAGCAUCAAAAAAGACAUAUUGGAUCCCCAACAUAGACAUACACAGAAAGGUGAUUGUUGCGGAAAUACGCUACUAUCUCGGACCUGAGGCCAGCGUGCGCACUUAUCAAAACGAGGGCGAGGAUGGCUUCCUGAUAACCACUCCAGGGCCAUGCCUCUCUGAUGAACAAAUCGAUGAUAUUUGCAACAAGUCUCGCGAAAUGUACAAAAAACAGGCCGAGGCCCGUCAAUCAUCCGGUAGCGGUGGUAGCAGCAGCGCCGACGCUGAGCAAAAGACUCUCAAGCGCCCCUGGCACAAGCCAGUGGUGAUCAGCCGAGGCGGAUCCAACGCACGAAACCCUCAAAGGCGGCACAGGAGGGAUGACGAGAGAGGCGGCCGCAGCAGACGCCCAGGCUGACCAACGAAUACACCCCGGAGUUCGGUGGAAGAACCAAAAAUGUGUGCAGGUUGGAGCACUCAAUAAAGCUUGGCGCUGCCAAAGAGGGCGCAAGAUUGGUGAGAUGGCGCAUCGCCGAUGCAGUGGGCCGG
This is a messenger RNA of Pyricularia oryzae 70-15, 542 nucleotides long. RefSeq lists its product as uncharacterized. Bases 1 to 411 code for a protein of 136 amino acids. Lineage: Eukaryota; Fungi; Ascomycota; Sordariomycetes; Magnaporthales; Pyriculariaceae. The record is from RefSeq and is a predicted model, not a curated record. The transcript is spliced from 3 exons.